AGAGUUGAACGUGAUCCACGAAUUCCCACUUUAUAUCGACUAAAUUGGUGCUAACAAUUUUUGUAUUUAUUUAACAAAGAUAACUACCUAUUUCUAAACAAAAACUGAGACUAAAUCUAAAAUUUAAGACAUUUAUACACCAAACUAAAUAAUUUUUUGAGAUAAAUACAUCGUAGAUAAAUCAAUAAUCGAAUAAUAAAUAUAUAACAUAUAAAAAACGUAAUAAAAUUUUUUUGGCUAGAGCAAAGACAUGAAAGAGUCUUCUUAAAGACCAAACUUUGUGCUGCUAUGGACAUAUUUACAGGACAAGGUAAAAGAUAUCGAGCUAAUGCCAACGACAUGGAUUACCAUCCUCAAGGAUUACCGGGAAGCACUAGAGUGGUUCUUAAUCACCUGGAUGUCUCUACACAGGCCAAUAUUCAACAUAGUGCGCUGAGCUACGAGUCGGAGGACGAGAUGAUGAGCCGGAUGAGCCGCGACAGAAAGGGCACACCACAUUACAACAGAGAAGAUAUUAGGGAACAAUAUUGCAUCACCGAACGCGGUUUGGGUGCCUUGGAAACCAAACAAAGCUUGUUCGGAUGUCUUUCGUCUCAUCAAGGCUCUUGCUCAAACCGUACAUCUCUCCUUACAGCUUGCGUGAGACAGAAAGUUCCUUCGGACGAGAAUUUGUACGAUCUUUAUAGAAGGCAUCCAUCAGAGUAUGCCCCAUAUCCAAGAAGAAGCAGAUAUCCAUGGGGUCCGGUAGUAUCUGAUAUCUACCGCUAUGAUGAAGAUUUAAAAUCGUCAUACUUUAGAAGAAAACCAAUCAUAGAUCCAAGCCGCUAUACUUGGAUGCCUUCCGACGAUGAGUCAGUCAGAAUGGAGAAACCUAGGUCUAUCAUUGAAAACUGCCAUGAUAGGGUUACUAAUUCUUCUUCCGUUAUGCUGCCAGGGAAAAAGCAUGUUAGUUUCGCUAGAUCUCAUACUCUAGCGUCUUUUGACAAUGCUCUAUCUACUCUUAGUUAUUCUACUGGGCAUUUGAAUCAGAUAGCUACAAGUCAAGAGAGGUUACUGGACGUUAGGAAACCUGAGUUGACGCCUAUCAUUACUAAACAACCUGAGCAGGAGGUAUUUUGUGAUAAAAUCAAAAGAGUGCCGAUGAAGACACAGGCCACUCAAACCGAAGUAGGUCUAGGAAGGAAACCAUUACCUCCUCACAUAAAUUUAAGUCCAAGAACUAUACAAAAGGUCAAGAUGGUAUCCCAAGGCGCCCAAACCAACGGUAUCGCCACAAACGGCCGAAAACUGAUCAAAUCCUACUCGGAAGCCGGCAGCAAAUUCGGAAUAUCGCCGGUGAACGGAGAAAUUAUUCCUUUUGAUACGAUUCCCGAUCACGAACCUUUACAAAGAACCCAAUCUGACGAACCUCCUAGAUCUCCGUUCAUCGUAGAUAAGGCACCGACUUUUUCUUUACCCGAUCGUAACGGCCCAGGGGCAGACAGUGAAACUUCUUCUUUAACCAAAUCUGACGAGCACGAAUCUGAAGAUUCUGCUGAAUCCAAAAAAGAGAUUUUUAUAGAUUUUAAGCCGCAACUUUCCCCUUCAAGCAAAAUGUCAAAAAGAACCCUGAUGAAGGCUCUGUCGGAUGGCGAAAUUUUGCUGGAACAAAGAAGAGUAAAAAUAUCAGACGACUGUGUUGUUCCUGAAAAGCCGGUGCAUUCUGUUAGCCAUGAGGAUGUUCAUAAUGAUGACGAGGAAAGGAUAUUCACGCCGUAUUUCCAGAAAAUGCCAAUUCAAAAUGAAGGUGUCUGUAAACCCCUGGAAGAAAACGUCUAUUCUUCACUGGACAACGGAAUGUACGCGCAGGACUCGAUCGACGAGGAUUUUCACGAACAUUUAAUUUACAGCAGAACGUACUUGGACACUCACGAAUUUAAUGGUGAACAACACAUCAACAUGGAGAAUUGGCUAAAGGACGAUUCGAUUGUACCUUCCAUAAGUUUUCUACCGCACGCAAAACUUUCUCCCUUCACUUCGAAUGAUUCUUUAGCUAACGAGACCAGGGAUCAGUCCGACGGAAUUUGGAACGAAUCGCAAGCUACAGUACUACAAGUGGACUCAGGAACUGACAACGGAACAAUCUUAAGCAGCUCAGAGUUCAAUUCAGCCACAUCACCCGUUUCUACAUCCAUCGCUCUAACUCCAUCAUCAAAAAGAAAACACAUGCUCAUGAUUCAACACCAACAAAGAUCUUCCAUGGACACCGAGAACCUCGACGAAGAAACUGUGGACCAAAAUGUAACAUAUUUAAGAAAAGUAUCUCCGGCGAAGACUGUGGAAUCUCCGGCAUCGCUAUUUCCAAGACAAUACUUAUCCGUAGAGAAUAUUUUACCGAUAAGAAAAAAAUUCACGCCAGAAACACCCGUCGGUUCGCCUCUUCCUGCUGUAGUUCCUGAUCUUUUGCUGUCUAGAACUGAUUCUUGUAGAACUAAUACAGAUGUAUCAGAAAGUACUACUACUGACGACUAUAUCACUGCCAAUUCUGGUACGGACAGCUCAAGAAAAAGUGGGUCUAUUAAGGGUCCCGAAUUCUAUAACAACCUUCAACAAGCCCACAUUACCGACGGCUCAAGCCUGGAAAGCGCUCGAGGCUUGGACGCUAUCAGCGACGACAUGGUAGUCCCAUCCUUCUCCCCUCCUCCUACCACCAGCGCUUCAACAGUUGGUGAUUCCUCCCACAGCCUCUGCAAUACUCCAGUGCCUAAUAUUCGCACCGGCCGAUCGACUCCGUCCGAGGACAGCAGCUCCUCUUGUGGAAGUUACAGCGUGGGAUCCACUCCGGAUUUGCUGGAUAGAUUUACGGAAACAGUGCCUUCAAGAAAUAAAAAAGUCUGCCCCCCUAAUGUAUCUGACGAUGAAAGAAGCGUUAGGUAUUCAUCGUCUGGGUAUUAUGAAUCACCCAUGGAAGAUGACACAACCUGGACGUCGCCGAAGAACAACCACCAUCGUCGUUGCAAAGACUUUACCCUAGACUUAUCAAAUAACCCCAACAAGUCAUAUCUCGAAACAUACUCCAUCUUGAACCCCAAACCCAAUAAGAGGAAUAUCAAAGCUUCCCCAUCCGCCGAAAAACCGAAAAGAUCUAAACCGCGAAUGAGAAGCCCCAUGCAGGGUAGUAGGAAAAACUCGCAGCUUAAAAAACAAGCGCAUAUACAAGAAAAAGAAAACAAAGCAACUUCAGACGAAUCUAGUUGCGACAUCGCAGUCAAACAUCUCAGUAAUCAAAACUCUCCGAGAAGGGGAAAGAAAACUAAAGAAAACAGCAAAAAGAAAGGAAUACCCAGAUCACCUGUUAGUCAAAGAAGUAACCAGGAAAAGAAAUCUUCUAGUUUACCUGGAAGUUUAUCAAGAAAAAAGUCUUCGAAGCAGUGUCACAAUUUAGCUCCUGAAAGUGGAUCGAGUGAAAGGAAAAAUUCAGUGAGUUCCCCAUUAUCAUUAACUCGCCAAAGUCCAAAGAAAGUUGAAGACUCUACAAAAUUGAAAGCACUAAGUGCUGAGUCACUAAGAUCUGUGAGCCCAGGCAGUGACAGCGUUUUCUACAGCGACCCGAGCAGUCAGACAGCAGAUCAUCAAGUCCAUUGUCUGCAUUGUGGAAAAGAAGUGGAUAUUGUCACCACCGAUGACCCAGAUAAAAGUAUAUCCAGUCUAGAAAAUCCCGAAGAGAUCGUUCAACCACCAGCGGGGUUUGAAGACUCGCCGAGAAUUAAAUCAAGCGGUAGAUUGUUCAAGAAGCUAGAAAGAAGAAUUCGAUCUGAAGAAAGGAAUUAUUUGGAGAAUAAGAAGAAUCGGUAUAAAUCAGAAGUUAGAGCAAAGUCAGAAGAACGUGGAGCCAGCACAUACAAAAGCAAACUGCGACCGAUGGCUAAAUCUACCACAAGCAGUCAGGAACAGCUGAAAGCGACUGAUUCCAGUCCUAGUGUUCUGCCUGGGGCACCAGAAAACGAGGACGAUACCGGUAUUUACGAUGUGCCUUACAUGGAAGGUUGCUGGAUACACAUUGACGAAAGGGACGAAGUUAUCGCGAGGACAUCCUGCUCAAGUCCAAGUGACAAGCCAUCUUCCCGAAAAGAUUCAAUAUCGAGUACGGAAUCUGAACAGGAGUUCAGAAAGAAGUUUCAAGCUGUAACACAUCGAAUGGUGCAUCGAAAAUCUUGUUUAGAAAUGUAUAAAAGGCAGAACAACAAAUCCUUUGAUUGCGACAAAACCGUAAUAGUUCGCCGAGAAUCGGGCGAAUUUGGGUUUCGGAUCCACGGGUCGAAACCAGUUGUUGUAUCCGCCAUAGAACCAGGAACUCCGGCAGAAACGUCUGGCUUGGAGGUGGGAGACAUUGUUCUUUCGGUUAACGGAGUCAGUGUACUCGACAAGAAUCAUUCGGAGAUUGUUAAAAUUGCCCAUGCUGGAAGUGACACAUUGAAAAUGGAGGUGGCCAGAACGUGUUACGCGCUCAGUCCUCAACAAGAAGAGGAACCUUCUAAAAUUUUGUUUAGUGGAUACCUUUGGAAACUUAGCGGAUACGCCAGUGGGAAUUCUAGUAACAGAUGGAUGAGGCGAUGGUUCUGUUUAAAGCAGAACGGAUGUUUGUACUGUUACAAAACGGACAUGGAUAAACACCCUGUAGAUGUAACUAUGUUACACGAUCAAGAAAUCCAAACAGUCGACGACCAAGAAAACUUUUCCAAAUCCCACGUGUUCAUAGUCCAAAAACAUGACGGUGUUCCCUUGUACUUAGCCGCAGAAUCCUCGAGUAUGCAAGAAAAAUGGGUAGAAGAGAUGAACAAACUGAUGAUAGACAACAAACAGCUUUUAGACAGUUUCCUUGAUAGGACGAAAAGUAAUUUGAUGUUACCUCCCUGUUCGAUUAAAGAACCAGAUUGUUUUGGUUAUUUGGUAAAAUUAGGCACACAGUGGAAGAGCUGGAGUAGGAGAUAUUGUAUUCUAAAGGAUGCGUGUUUAUAUUUUUAUCAGGAUGCUAAUGCAAAAAAUGCUUUUGGGGUUGCUUAUUUACACGGAUACAGAGUACAACAAUACUUAUCAGGAACUAAAAAGUAUGCUUUUGAAAUUGUACCACCAGACUCUAACAAGAAACACUAUUAUUUUCAUACAGAUUCUGAUGCUGACAAAAAGAGAUGGAUAGCAGCAUUAGAGUAUUCAAUAGAUAAAUGGAUGAAAAUUUAAAGGAAAAAUUGGGUACAAUACAAAAUAUUUUAUGAAGAAUUUCGAUGAAGACAUACAGUGACCACACCAAAGAAUUUGGAUUAAAGAGUAUUAGCAUUUUACCAAAUAAUAAAGUAUUAAUUUCU
Diabrotica balteata is the source of this 5342-nucleotide messenger RNA. The record is from the annotation of a GenBank genome assembly. Lineage: Eukaryota; Metazoa; Arthropoda; Insecta; Coleoptera; Chrysomelidae.